AUGCCCGAUAUGUCUGCACUCUUUCAGGCAUCGCCACCAAAGGUUGACUUCGCCAGUGCACACUCACAGCUCUUCCAAGUCCCCGCAUCCUCCUCGACAUCCUCUCUAUACUCGCUGUCCAUCAGUCGCAAGCGAUCCCGCCGUGACACAGAAAAGCUCUCGUCCAAAUUCGACUUUGAUGCCCCCAUCACCACUUCACCGCUCUUUCACACCGAUCGCGCCGGAGUCGACGAUUUCAGCGCCGAGUUCGACUAUCGUCCAAACCGGUACCGCGAGUCUUUCCUCCCACCGUCUCUAUCCGCGAGUUUCGACUAUUCUGGAGCCCCAGAACCUUCCGGCACGAGCCGUAAGCGCAGCAGACGCGACUCAUGCAUAGCUUCACCAACCGACGAUGACCCAACAGAUACUCCAGUCACAACACGCCCCGGCUGGGGACGCACCGUGAUCAAUGUGGUCGGCAAGGUCCUCGAUCUUUGCUGGUCGGGUGCAUUUAGGGGUUUCUACGCUGGUGGUGGACAAGGCUACGACAUGGCUGCAGGCACCCCGGCGCCCUGUAAUCCCAACUGGAAAUCCCCAUCCAAGACGGAGAACGAGAAUCAGGUGUGCCGAACGCCCGUUCCUGGACAGUAUCCCGAGGAUGAAAUGGAUCGCAGCUGGGUCGUGGUUCCUGAUUCCACCGAUUCCUUCACCGACACCACCAGUCCAUGCGUAAAAGCUCGUCGAAUUCACCAAGUCUCGAGUCCGCGUCGACGACAGGCUAUAAUGCCUAAAUUAAGCAAAAGUUCGAACCUGACAUCCAUGCGGCCAUCUACUCCAUCGCGCAAGCCAGCGCUUGGUUCGCCACGGUCGAAAGAUGGGCCAGGGUCCGCCGAAAUGCAACGAUACGCGGCACGGGUGCGGCGUAAGGAGCGGGAAGAAGAUGCGAGUAUUCAAAGACUGAAUAAACAGCUUCAGGCGAUGAUUCGCGAAGGAAAAGAGGCGUUGGGGACAACAGUGGAGGUGGAUGAUAUAGACUUGGACUUUGACUCAUCAUGA
Messenger RNA from Penicillium odoratum, 1035 nucleotides. RefSeq lists its product as uncharacterized. The transcript has a single exon. NCBI's taxonomy places the organism in Eukaryota, Fungi, Ascomycota, Eurotiomycetes, Eurotiales, Aspergillaceae. The record is from RefSeq and is a predicted model, not a curated record. Bases 1 to 1035 code for a protein of 344 amino acids.